AUGGCCCAGCAACAGACGAUCGAGACACUGCGGGCGACGGCGGCGGCGUCGAUGUCGACCGGGCACGGCGAUCUGCGCGACCACCCGAGCAGCUUCCGUGGUGCCGGGCAGCCGCCGGAGUCGUCGUCGGCGGCGGAGGAUGCCUCGCAGGAUCAGGAUCAGGAUGGAGUAGGCGGCGGGGCGGAGGCGGACGGGUCGAAGACGCAUCCGGAGGACCUGGCCGACAAGAUGACCCGGCUGGUCAUCGGCUCCGCCAUCUCGCCCCUCCAGCUCGACGCCCCCGAGCUGCCCCACUCCAGCGCCACGCACCAGGAACGGAGCUCGACCGCCGCCUCAGGCGAGGCCCAGCUGCUCCAGAACAACGUCCGCGCCCUGCUCGUCUCCCACAACUCCGGCUGGGCUGAGUUCGCCCGCGGCUUCGGCCUCAACCCCUCCCAUGCCACGCCCCUCCCCCCGCCCCCCCUUGUCUCCAGCACGAUCAUCCCCAAGACCCAGACCAUCAACAGCGUCCACGGCCUGGUCUCUCUGUUCCCGCCGAAGAAAGAGGAAGCACUAGGGCUGCUAGAUACCUACCUCUCCUACGUGAACCUGGUGCACCAUGUGGUCGAUGGCCCACAGACGCGGUUCGAGAUCGAGUUUUUCUACGACCUGCUUCUCUUGGACCUUCCCCGGCCGAUCGAGCCCUCGCCGAUGCCGGUCCCGCCCCUCUUGGAGCCCGGCUGGCUGAGCGCUAUGCUGGCCAUCUUCACCCUUGCGGACAAACGUGACCGGGGGGGACUGCUCAGACCGACCUCCCCCCAGGCCCUCUCGGACUCCCAACGCGCCGACGGCAAAAGUAAGCUCUGGUUCGAGGGCUGUCUCCAGGGAUUGAGGAUGCGGCUCGACGGCGACGAGCCGCUCGACCUCAUCGCCCUCCGCAGCGUCUGUCUCGUCGUCUGGGUGUUCGUCUUGUAUGGCCAGGACGACGAGGUCUUGCCCGCGGUCAAUCUGAACUCACGUAUCUUGUACCAAGCGUGCGAUAAGCUUCAGCUGCACCGCGAUCCGAGCCAAGUCGACCCCCAACUCUCGCCGCGUGAGGCGGAAGACAGGCGACGGAUAUUCUAUAAUCUGCUGAACACGGACUGGCUAUUCAGCGCGAUCUCGGGGAAGACCUAUUCGCCGGUAGGUGUGGACGGCCAUGACGUCCGUUUGCCGCGCUCGAUCGCGGACCGGGACCCGAUCCCGGCGGCGAUCUCCGGGCUUGCCUUCCGCUCCCUGUUGAUGCGUCAGCUGCGUAAACUGGCCACACUCGCCCUUCUGCCGGGCGGGAUCUCGCAGAACGAUGCGGCGGGCUUCGAGGCCGAUUUGGAUCGGCUCGACCAGCGACUCCCGGGCUGGUGCGAGAUCGAUGUGGACAACUUCCCCUCUGGCCAGUCGUUGAGCGACCCCCAACAGCAGGCCGAGUUCAGCCAGAAGAUCAUCACCAACGUCCAGCUAUGCGCCGUCCGCGUCCGCUUCCACACUAAGUUCGCCGCCCCACCCCCCGACGCCCCUCCCUACAUGCAUCAGUCGGCCAGCCACCACCGUGCUAUCUGUAUCUCGAGGGCUGUUAGGUUGCUUAGGCUUGAACAGCUCCAUCUGCAGUAUUCUACACGCAUUCUGGGACACAGUGGCUACCCGCGCUUUCAUCCAAUCGUAGGCGGCCUGACCUUAUCAGCGCUAAUGGCCAAGAGCCCGGACGGCGCGGAGCGCCGGAUGCUCUUCGACGAGCUCUCCCGAUUCACCGCCGUCAUACACUCCUACGGCGUCUUGUCCCAAGUCACUAACCUCGGUAUCUUGGCGAUCGAGACCGCUCUCAACGAGGUCAGGAGGGGCGAGCUUGCUCAGGUCCAGGCGCUUAGGAUCCCGCUCGCCGCCGUCCCUCAGAACGAGGAUAAUUCGGGGGAACCUUAUUAUCCCUCCCCGCUCAUCCCAGAGACCGGAUACGAGCGCCAUCCCGAGGCGAAGCUGAAUCCGUCGGACCGUUCCUCGUUGUCGAGCAUGGGCCAACCGGGCACCAUCGGGCCCCCCAAUUAUCUACCGGCGCCACUGAUAAUCCCGUCGCCCGGCCUGGCCAGUAGUCCAACGAGCAUCCAUCAUCAGCCCGGCGAGGUCUGUAUCCUACAGCCGCUCCCAUCGAGAGCGUUCGACGGCCCACGACCUGAGCGCCUCGAUCCUUUAACCGGCUCCAGUUCGCGAAGCCCAGGGACGGCUAGACCGUCCGUCCACGGCUUCGGAACCUUCGCCUCUGCGGCCCCGCUUUCCGCAGGAGCCCAGAAUCCACAGACAAUGGGCGUGCCUAUCGACAACUUGUUCGCACAUCUCGCCGGCGGUAACGUCGGCUACGAAGGCCUCAUGGUCGGCUGGAUGGGCGCCCACUCGCCCCAUUUCCCCGCCGGCGGCGUCGCCGGCCAGGCCACUACCAGCUCCGUCGGAGAGCCCCAUGGAUACCAUCCCCCGACCGUGCAGAAUACGUGGAAACAGGAGUGGUGA
This is a messenger RNA of Puccinia triticina, 2511 nucleotides long. RefSeq lists its product as uncharacterized. The transcript has 8 exons. The record is from RefSeq and is a predicted model, not a curated record. Lineage: Eukaryota; Fungi; Basidiomycota; Pucciniomycetes; Pucciniales; Pucciniaceae. The coding region runs from base 1 to 2511 and encodes 836 amino acids.